AUGUCCGUUAUCCUCGCCGCUCUCACUGUUGCACCAGCAGCAUGGUUUCUGUACUCGAGGCUCAAGGCUUUAAUUUCAUCGCCGAGACUAAACCUGCCGUAUGUGAAAUUCGAAGGGGAUAACUCGCGUUCCAGAUAUCGGACUCAGAGCGCGACCAUCUUGGCCAAGGGAUACGCACAGCAAUCCAUCCUGACCCAGAUCGGCGGGCCUGGAAUAACUGAUGAAGUCAACAUGGCAGCGAGGCAGGGUCUUAAUCGAGCACUCGACUGGACAUCGCUGCAGCCGUAUCCGCUAAUCGUCAAGACCUUUGCCAGCAUGUCUGCCUGCGCCAUCAUUGGGCCUGAACUUGGAGGGCUCGAGUCGGAGUGGCAGAUGCUCUCGAUGCGCUACGUCGAGGCCGCGCUCAGCGCUCCCAGCAAGGUGGAAGCGAAAUAUCCUGCUUGGUUGUACUGGCUUUCGCGAUACACCAACGACGGGGUGAAGGCCAUGUGGAAAUACCAGGCUCGCGCUGCAGAACUCCUCGCUCCUGUCUUGGGAGCUCGCGUCGCCGCCACUCAAGAGCUCCAAGCUGGGCCGCGCAAGAGAGGUGGCAAAGGGCCGCGGAAGUUUGAGGAUGGAGUGCAGUGGCUCUACGGCGCGCAUACAGCGAGAGGCAACCAACUGACGGCAGAACAGCUACCCCGAGAUCUGUUCGUCAUCAUGACCGCCUCUAUUCACAGCACGUCGGGCGCUGGGCUGGCAAUCUUGAUCGACAUGCCUGAGCACCCUCGAGCGCUAUCUGAGAUUAGAGAUGAAAUCGCGCGCGUUAAAGCCGCCAACCCGACGUGGACUCGCCAGGCAUUGGGUGAACUGCAAAUCCUGGACAGCUUCAUGCGAGAAGGCGCGCGCUUUCAUGCUUUGACUCAAUAUACCGCGGUCCAGAGAAUACCGACAUCGGACUUCACCUUCAAGGACGGCUUGACGAUUCCCGCUGGCACGACAUUGGCCUUCCCCAGCUUCCACCACAAUUUCGAUCCGGCCGUGCACCCCCAACCCGAAUCGUUUGAUACUAUGCGACAUCUGCGGAAGCGGCAGGAACGAACGAACACACACAGGUAUCACUUCGCGUCGGUGUCAGAUGACAUGAUGAACUGGGUUGCAGGACGGCACGCCUGCCCGGGGCGUUUCUUCGCCCAAGAGACGCUGAAGCUCAUGUUUAUCCAUCUCCUGACACAUUACGAGUUCAAGCAUGCAGAAGACACUAAAGAGAGUCCCCGAUACCUUUCCAACAAUCUGUUCGUUAUCGCGAACCCGGCGCUGCCUGUUCUUUUCAGGGAAAAAGAGGUGGUUUCGAAGUAA
This is a messenger RNA of Anthostomella pinea, 1338 nucleotides long. NCBI's taxonomy places the organism in Eukaryota, Fungi, Ascomycota, Sordariomycetes, Xylariales, Xylariaceae. The record is from the annotation of a GenBank genome assembly.